GAAUUUUUUUUAAAAAUAGGAACCUUUAAACAGUCCCUCGAUUUUUCCUUCUAUAAAAGAAUAUCAUAAUUCAAGACAGAAUCACCACUAAAAUUUCCUUUAACAUAGCAAAUUAGCAAACAAUUAUAACCGAAGUUGUGAUAUGGCACAAGUGAAGUUGCUAGGUUUUUGGUAUAGCCCAUUUACUCACAGGGUUGAGUGGGCUCUAAAGAUUAAGGGCAUCAAAUAUGAAUAUAUUGAAGAAGAUCGAGAUAACAAGAGUCCUUUACUUCUUCAAUCCAAUCCAAUUUACAAAAAAGUGCCUGUACUAAUUCAUAAUGGCAAGCCCAUUUGUGAUUCAAUGGUCAUUCUUGAAUAUAUUGAUGAGAUAUUUGAAGGCCCUUCCAUCUUGCCUGAAGACCCUUAUGACCGUGCUUUAUCUCGUUUUUGGGCUAAGUUCCUUGACGAUAAGGUGUCAGUGGUGGUAAAUGCAUUCUUACGCAAAGGUGAGGAGCAUGAGAAAGCUAAAGAGGAAGUUUGUGAGAUGUUGAAAAUUCUUGAUAAUGAGCUCAAGGAUAAGAAGUUCUUUGUGGCUGACAAAUUUGGAUUUGCUGAUAUUGUUGCAAAUUUGAUAGGACUUUGGCUAGGAGUUUUCCAAGAAGCCUCUGGAGUUGUAUUAGUAACAAGUGAAAAAUUUCCAAAUUUUUGUGCUUGGAGAGAUGAGUAUAUUAAUUGCAGUCAAGUCAAGGAAUAUCUACCUCUAAGAAAUGAUGACUUGCUUGCUUUUUACCAAGCUCGCACUCGUGCUCAAGCUGCAACUUCUGCUUCUACUAAAAAAUAAACACAUCUUGAUUCAUUGUUUGAAGUUUCGAAUUAUGUAUCUAAAUAAAAUUGUGAAUCU
Messenger RNA from Solanum dulcamara, 880 nucleotides. RefSeq names its product probable glutathione S-transferase. Gene Ontology annotation, biological process: glutathione metabolic process. Lineage: Eukaryota; Viridiplantae; Streptophyta; Magnoliopsida; Solanales; Solanaceae. Gene Ontology annotation, molecular function: glutathione transferase activity. The record is from RefSeq and is a predicted model, not a curated record. Bases 143 to 820 code for a protein of 225 amino acids. Gene Ontology annotation, cellular component: cytoplasm. The transcript has 2 exons.